AUGUACGAGCGGGACUGCCAGGAGGUAUUUGGCCACCAGCUGGAGCAUGACCCCCUUGGUCAGCAAUUGGAAGAAAGUCGCCUGAAGCAGACGCAGCAGCAGAUCUGUGAUUACUUCGGCAUGGUUGACCGACUUGUGUGGUCGGCAGCAAAGCCAGCUGCUCUCUCGGAGAGCACGGACCCUUCUGACACAGCGGCCAUCAUGGAUCAGUGGCUGGACCACAUCAACGAGGAGGUUGAACUCCGCAAAGGUCUCCUGGCAGAGAACGUCCACGUGAUGGUGGCUUCACAGCACACCAACACGGCCGUGACGCACACGGGCCUCGAGAACGCUCUGUCCUUCUUCCACCACUACAGCCAUGCCACCAGAGCCCGGAAGUUCCUGUCCGUGGACCACGAGGCCUUUGCCAUCGAGAUUGAGAAGGGCAAGCGCAUGGGGGCCGACAUCUUCGAGGUGGACUCCGAGGGGAAGAUUCUGGACGUGAAGAUCUUCAUGGCCACCCUUUUCAAGGACGUAGACGACCUCAACGACGCAGGGCUCGAGAAUCUCACCUUGCACUACACAGGCAACGGAUCCAUGGCCAGGAACACUUACCCCCUACAAGCCAGGAUCUCAGUGGUGCUGUAG
Molecule: messenger RNA, 627 nt
Organism: Symbiodinium natans
Lineage: Eukaryota; Dinophyceae; Suessiales; Symbiodiniaceae
Source: the annotation of a GenBank genome assembly